Molecule: messenger RNA, 2316 nt
Organism: Benincasa hispida (wax gourd)
Lineage: Eukaryota; Viridiplantae; Streptophyta; Magnoliopsida; Cucurbitales; Cucurbitaceae
Product: Plasma-membrane choline transporter family protein
Biological process (GO): transmembrane transport
Cellular component (GO): membrane
Molecular function (GO): transmembrane transporter activity
Source: RefSeq, a predicted model, not a curated record
CUUUUUCUGAUACUCUGAUGCAAGUUCCAAAAGGCAAAUAAAGAACAUCCCACGCACCAAAAUCAUAAAGAUACAACAAAAACAAAUCCUCUAAAUUCCAGCUCCGGCCGCCACCACCGCCACCGCCACUGUUCUCCGAUGGGUGCUGCUGAACCAGUGGAGGAGAGGGAAAUGGAGAGAAGGAAUGAAGAGGAGAGAGAGGAAAAUGGGAGGAAAUUACCAGAAGAGAAGAGAAGGGAAGAUCUAGAGAAAGGGGAAAAAGUAGGUGUAUUACCAGAACAAAUGAUGGAGAGGGAUAUAAAAAAUGCUAAUAAUCAAGGUGAUUUGCAUGUUUCAAUGUUGCAUAGAUUGAAUCCAACAAACCCUUUGAGAAUCAUUCUCAAUGGUGGAGCUAGAGUAGCCACUCCUUCUCCUCAGCCCUCCUCCGGUGGCCCUUCCGGCCAUCAGCACCAUCAGCACCGCCAGUCCCCCGUUCCUCUCUCUGUUUCAACUCCACAGCAACCUGCAGUGAUUAAUCUGAAUUCAAAAGCAUACACAGAUAAAGUAAGUCUGUUUCUGUUUGUUCUGCACUUGGUUUUGGCUGUUGGGCUGGUUUGUUUCCUUGUUUUCAAGGGGAUUCAAGGGCUGUUAUAUGCAUCAGACUCUGUAAAGAGAAAAGAGAAGAGGGUUCUUCAGUAUUUCCUUCCACAAGUUGAGGUUGCAUCUCUGUUGAGCAUUAGUCUUGCAUUUGCUUGGCAAAAGGCUGUGAGGUUAUGGCCUAAGUUCAUGGUUCAUUUCAUUCUAUGGUGUUCCUUUGCAAUGUCCUUAUCAGCUGGAAUCCUGCUAGUUUGCUUUCAAAUGCCUGCCACAGAAGGUGUUGGAGUCUGUUUUCUUGUUUUUGCAAUUGGUAAUGGGUUAUAUGCCUGUUGGGUUUCACAGAGAAUCGAGUUUUGUUCAGAGGUUUUCGUCAAAUCGCUCGAGCCUGUUUGCAAGUUCCCUGAUUUGAAUCAGCCGACAUAUUGGAUGCUUGGGGCUGGAUUUCUAUGGAUGUCUUUUUGGAUUUUGGCUAUAAUAGGAGCAUUGAACUUUUAUUUCCCCCCUUUGACUAUAAUUGUUUUACUGCUUAGCUUGCUUUGGACUGCUGAAGUAAUGAGAAAUGUUGCUAAUAUAACUGUUAGUAGGGUGAUCUCUCUGUAUUAUCUCAGAGGAAUGCAGUGCAAUACUCAAUUUUGCCUCCAAAGAGCCUUGACUAGAAACCUAGGAAGUGCUUCUCUUGGUUCUCUCUUUGUCCCUACCAUUGAAGCUCUCCGAAUCCUCGCCCGAGGUCUGAAUUUGCUUGAGGGGGAAGACGAGUUUAUGUUUUCUUGUGCUCAUUGUUGUCUCCAUGUCAUGAACUCAAUCUUUCGACGCGGCAAUAGCUGGGCCUUUGUGCAGAUAGCUUCGUAUGGAAAAGAUUUCGUGCAAGCAUCGCAAGACAUAUGGAAGCUCUUCGAGAUGACCGACAUGGUACAGAUUGUUGACUCGGAUAUUACGAGCUCGAUUUGCUUCCUCACCGGAGUUUGUAGUGGCUGUAUUUGUGUCAUCGUUAUAGCUAGCUGGACAUUUACAGUGCAUCCUGGCUUCGCAGCUACUAUUUCCUUGCUAAGCUUCAUAGUUGGAUACCUAAUGACAAGGAUUGCAAUGGCACUGCCCCACGCUUGUGUGAGUUGUUAUUACGUAUGUUAUGCUGAAAAUCCUGGUGGCCGACUCUUUGACAAUACGAUCAAGAAUCGUCAAGCCUUACUAAAGUCGAACCGGGAUGUAAUCAUGACGCCCCGAAUGCCUCGUCGAAGUAGGACAUGAUCAUUCUCAUUGAAGCUAACUGAUUUCUGACCCCAAAAUGAUGCAUUGAGAAUAAACUUGGAAACACUACUCUCCCAACUUAAGGCCAUAGUUUCAAAUUGUAAAUAUGCAUUUUGGCCAACAAGAAGCAACUUUUAGGUAUUGGUUUUGAUCUUGAAAGGUCAAUUUUUUUGUAAUGUUUUUGGAUGCUUUUUUGGCCAUUGGGAGAAGAGUGGAAUGGAUAGAUUGGCCCCUUCAGAUUCCAUCCACAAGGGAUAUCAAAGAGGGAAAAAAAAAAAAUUUGCACAUAAGAAUUUGGAAUAUCCACAAGCAUAAAAGUAGGGCCCACCACUUUGGAUUAGGACACUUUUCACCCUCAUCUUAUUAGGCAAGAACCCUCCAUUGUUUUAUCACAAGUGUAGUUGUGUUUCCAUGUUUAACAAAUAUUUUGGUUGAGUACUUCCAAUAAAUUAGUCUUAAAUGGAUAUUAUUGACCAUUGGAUGGUAUUACUUCUA